Messenger RNA from Manis pentadactyla (Chinese pangolin), 3086 nucleotides. It is a transcript of the gene ZNF621, whose product is annotated as zinc finger protein 621. The transcript has 6 exons. Lineage: Eukaryota; Metazoa; Chordata; Mammalia; Pholidota; Manidae. Gene Ontology annotation, biological process: regulation of DNA-templated transcription. Bases 681 to 2045 code for a protein of 454 amino acids. The record is from RefSeq and is a predicted model, not a curated record.
CACUGGACCACUGUUUUAUUUGCAGUCCACACCCAGCCACCCCUGUCCUUUCUCGCCAUAGGCACCUGUUCUGGGUCUGUGUCAUGGUCCCUGUAUGCGCCUUUUUUUAGGUUUUUAGGUUCGUUCAGACGCAGGACUGUAGGGGCAGAAUUCGUCUUGGAUUCCUCGGUCCGCUCUGUGUGAAUGGGCUGAGGAACCUGGGUGACCAGAUGGAGGAGUGUCCUGAGGAGCAGGCAGAGCAACUCAGGAGGACGUUGGGGCGAUCAGGCAGAGGCGGGCCUGGUAGUCUUCUGCCUGUGCUGGAAAUGAGAAUGGGUCAGCCAUUGGCCGGCUGUGGAUGAUGCAGCACAGGGACUCUUGCACUCAUGGCUCUUCUUCUCUUAGCUUCUAAGGUUCUUGCUUUUCCACAUCAAGAAGACAGUGCACGAAGCCAGGGGAUAUCCGCCAUGUUCCAAACAACUUGGCCUCAGGCUCCAGCAUGAUAUCUGAAGGGUAACUGCUCCUGGCCAAGAGUGCAGUCUGGCUGCUGGUCUGGGGGAGAGUGGGUCCACUGGUUCUGGAGUUGUCAGGGAGGCUGACAGCGGCGGGAGACAGUGACCUUUGAGGAUGUGGCCGUGUACUUCACCCAGAGUCAGUGGGCCAGCCUGAACCCUGUGCAGAGGGCCCUGUACAGGGAGGUGAUGCUGGAGAAUUAUGCAAACGUGGCUUCCCUGGGUAAGGUCUCUCAGCGACCCUUUGUGAUAGUUUGGUGCCUUCCUCAGAAUUUCAUAGGAUUCGAGAAGUCUGUAGGUUUGACUCUAAAGGUUCUGCAGUCACCAGCCUCUGGAGAUGCUGGGCGAGGAAACCCCUGGUUCCCUUUGGUUUUGAAAUUGGAGUUGCUGACACCCCAGGGAAGGGAGUUGUUCUGGGCCCCGGGGAACAGCACUCUUCCUGGUGCUCUAGCCUUUCCAUUCCCCAGGCCUGUUCUGGUCUCCCAGCUGGAGAGAGAGGAAGCACCGUGGGGCCCAGAUCCCUGGGAAGCUGAGAUUCCGAGAGGCCUCCGUCCGGAUGCAUGUGGCUAUUUCAUGGGUGCUAGGUCCUGGAUCAAGACUGAAGAGCCAGCUGUGAAGCAGGAAGGCUCUGAGGAAUCAGAGUCGGGCAGAAGGCCAGUAGGAGGACUUCUCAGGAAUGUUUCUCAGCACUUCGAUUUUAAAAGCAAGGCAAUGUGGCAGACUUUCAGUCUAAAUCCAAAUCUGGUACUUCGAGGUGGAAUGGAGUUCUAUGAAUGUAAAGAAUGUGGGAAAACCUUCAGACAUAAUUCAUGGCUUAUUCGACAUCAGAUAAGUCAUACUGGAGAAAAGCCCUUCAAGUGUAAGGAAUGUGGCAAAGCUUUCAAGUCCAGCUAUGACUGUAUUGUACAUGAGAAAAAUCACAUUGGAAAAGGGUCCUGUGACUCUAAGGGGUGUGGCAAAGGUUUGAGGUCUGACACGUCCUUGACUCAACAUCAAAGCAUCCACACUGGAGAGAAACCCUAUGAAUGUAAGGAGUGUUGGAAAGCUUUUGGUUAUAGGUCACUUUUUAUUGUCCAUCAGCGAAUUCAUAGUGGGGAGAAACCCUACCAAUGUAAGGUGUGUGGCAAGGCUUUCACUCAGAAGAUAGCCUCCAUUCAGCAUCAGAGAGUUCAUACUGGAGAGAAGCCCUACGAGUGUAAGGUGUGUGGGAAAACCUUCAAGUGGUACAGCAGCUUUGUUCAGCAUCAGAAAUUGCACCCUAUAGAGAAAAACCACAGCAAGGUUCUUGGACCUUCCCCCCUGAGCCCACAGUGCCCCUCUUCAGCCUUAUCCCCUGUUUCUCUCCAGGGUCUAGGCGCUGAUCCCACUAUGUCUGUGCCUUCACUGACCUUUCCAAAUGCUGUGCUCAUUCCUGCCUCUGGGCCUUUGUUCAUGCUGUUGCCCACAUCAGGAAUAUCUUCUUCACCUGUCCAAACAGUACGUGUUUUCCAGGGCCUUGCUCCUUCUGUGAAGCCUUCCCCAGUUAUUCUGACUCCUCCUCCUCACUCCUCCUAAGCUUUGUCUUCGUGCUUUUCUGCUCAGCAAAUGUGCAACCUAAUUUGAAUUUCAUUUGUAUUUUUUCUCACCUUACACAUAUUACAACUGUUCUGGCAUAACUCCUUAUAAUCCAUGUAUAUUUAAAGGCUAGAUUUACAUAAUACAUUCUGUUUUCUUUUGGAAAAUGGAAGUACUUGACCUUUGCAUUGGCCCCUUUCAGAAUCUGACAGUAAUGGCUGUAUCUGCGUGUGGGUGUGCUCAAGUUAGAAAUGCUGGUAUGACCCUUUGUUGUGUAGAGAAGCUUCGGAGGGAGGAUAUCCCUGUAUUAGGCCAUUGUAAUUAGAGAGAUGCAGCUGGAAGAACCAGAGAUGGCAUGCAGGAACUGGGAGCAGAGAAUGGGAAUAAGCUUCCUACAAUGGACUUUAGAAAUUAAUGCAUAUUGUUCAGUGGGCCAAAUGGUUCAUUAAUACAAUUGAGUCACAUUGACCUUGGCAUGGAUCAUUGAGGAUCUCAUCUGCUGAUGGAAAAGAUCACGUGAGAUAACCAGUGAAGAAUGAUAUGUGCAAAGUGAUAGAAAUCAUCUACAUGGUAGCAAUUAUGUCUUAAAAUAGGAAGUGUUUUUCAUUUUCUUCUUUAGUUUUGCUCUUGAUGUUUAGCUGGUUCUUUUUAAUUUCAGUUUCCUAAGUAUGUGUCAAAGCAUUCAUCUUUCUUUCAUCUGUUGUGUACAUUUGUCCUGGUGGGUGUUCUGGUUUUCUUCUUGCAGGCACUGGCUUCUACAUUGAAUAUUCUCCAGACAGCGUGAAUCGUAAAUAUGAAUUUGUGAAUUGCUAAAGAAAUAGGAGCAACAGUGUAAAGCCAACUUGGGGGAAAUCUGAAUUAGGAUCCAAAAUUGUUCUUAGGAAUAAAGGGGCUGUGGGUCAAUGGAUUGCUCUUGGCUUUGAUCUUGAUGAACAUUCUUUUACAUCUGGGCCAAAAGACUCUGAAGUAAUUUCUGGAAUAAUAACCUGCAUUAUGCAUUAUUAGCAUUAAUAUAAAAUAAAUCCUUAAGAAUUGGUGAAA